This is a messenger RNA of Pseudogymnoascus verrucosus, 924 nucleotides long. RefSeq lists its product as uncharacterized. The transcript has 3 exons. Gene Ontology annotation, cellular component: extracellular region. The record is from RefSeq and is a predicted model, not a curated record. Lineage: Eukaryota; Fungi; Ascomycota; Leotiomycetes; Thelebolales; Thelebolaceae. Gene Ontology annotation, biological process: carbohydrate metabolic process. Gene Ontology annotation, molecular function: cellulose binding. The coding region runs from base 1 to 924 and encodes 307 amino acids.
AUGUUGUUCCGCCAAGUCGCUCUUGUCGCCUCGGCGAUUCUCCCCCUGUCUUUUGCUCAAGUCUCCAACGACUUCGAGAGCGGAUGGGAUCAAUCUGCAUGGCCCAUCUAUGCGCCUGACUGUAACCAGGGUGGUACAGUCGCUCUUGAUAGCACCACUGCCCACAGCGGAAAAAACUCCAUGAAGGUUACUAGUCCAGGUGGCUACUGUGGACAUAUUUUCUUUGGCACGACGAAAGUCCCUACUGGUGAUCUCUACGUCAAGGUUUGGCUCAAAGCCACUAAAGCCCUUACCGCCAGCCACGUUUCCUUCAUUACUAUGUCUGACUCCUCCCAAGCUGCGGGCAAGCACCUUCGUAUUGGCGGGCAAAAUAGUAUCCUGAUGUACAACCGCGAGACAGACGAUGCUACUCUUCCCGACCUGUCCCCCCAAGGCACUGCGACUUCCAAGGCUCUUACCGCAGGCACCUGGGAAUGCUUUGAAUACCACAUAGGUACCGACGGCAGCAUCGAGACCUGGUUGAAUAGCCAAGCCAUUGCUGGGCUUACUACUGCCAACAACCCCAACGCUAAUGGCUGGGGUACCAGCAGCAGACCUAAGAUUACAGCUGUCUAUUUCGGCUGGGAGUCGUAUGGUGGCGACACCAACACCUUCUGGUACGACGAUAUUGCAAUCGGCUCUACUCGUGUUGGAUGCGGUGGUUCAUCCCCGACGUCUGUUCCAGCUUCGUCAGCACCAGGCUCGACAAUGGUUACGAGUGUGAAGCCGACUUCGACCUCAAGCGCUCCUAGCGCGACCACAACGGCCGCGGCGACGGUGCCGCUGUAUGGACAGUGCGGUGGAAAUGGUUGGACUGGCGGAACCGUUUGCCUGAGCGGUACCUGCAAGUCGAAUGGGGAGUGGUAUAGCCAAUGUGUGCCGUAA